CGGUAUCGACGUAUCGCGCUUCUCACGUAGUCAGUGUCAACUCGACGACGGUCCGCACUUCAGCUCGCGAUGCGGCUAACUCGUACUGCCUGCUCGGCGAUCGCGCUCGUUUUAUUCGGCAAUGUAAUGUUGCACGCGAGCGGCACGCCGGAAAGGAACCCUAUGUGGAAUCAAACCUGGACUGAUCGGUUGAAGCAGGAUCUGUUCGUGAAAUACGAUAAGUUCGCUCGACCGACGCAACAUUAUAAUACUACGACGGUCAACUUCGACAUCGCCGUUCUUUAUGUCGAUGUGGAUGACUUCAAGUCUACCAUCACCAUCAACGGGUGGGCCCGGCACGCAUGGAUAGAUGAAAAGUUAAAAUGGGAUCCCUCGAGAUACGGUAAUAUCCAAUAUAUUCACGUAGGGAAUCACGAGGUAUGGCAACCGGACAUUCUGCUGUAUCAGAGCGGAACUGCUGGUACAGUCGAACAUUACGGUGAUACUAACUGCAUCAUUUACAACGACGGCCGAGUGUUAUGGGUGCCACCCGCGCAAUUCAUUGGUCUUUGCGAGCUAGACUUUCAUCUGUGGCCCUUCGAUACUCAGAUUUGCACGUUGACCUUCGGUUCUUGGACGUAUCACGGCGAGCAGAUCAAUCUAGAAUUGCGCGAAGCCGAGGAUAAUGAACCUCUUUACGUUAAAAACGCGGAAUGGACUCUGAUGGACAUAAACAAAACGCGUAAAUCGACUAUUUACGCCUGUUGUCCGGAUGCAUACAUCAAUUUAAAGUUUCAGAUGACUUUAAAGAGAAAUUCGGCGCUUUACAGCAGUAUAUUGAUAAUGCCUGCUGCUGCUAUAGUUUUCCUGGUUCUACUUACAUUCUGGCUACCACCUCACAGUGAAAUGAAAAUCAGUGUUGGGGCCUGCACUGCGUUGAUUAUCUCCGUGUUUUUGGCUUACUGUGGCCUCAAAGUGCCAUUAACCACGAACCCUCCACUCAUAGUCUAUUUUUACAGUGGCUGUCUCUGCCUAGUAACAAUUUCGUUAGUGAUAUCGAUCUCGGUGAUCAACAUGUCAAAAAGGAUCUUUUGCAAACCACUUCCGCGAAAUAUCAAACUGUGCCUACUAAGCUGGCCCGGAAAGCUACUAGGUCUCUCUGACCUCAUAAGUGUGAUUGAAACGCGGCGGCCAAUGCCUGGUCAGGAAUUGCGUGGCAAACUUACGGAGGAAUCCGCUACCAAUUCGACAUCCAACAUUUCGGAAGAUGGGGAUCGACAGAACAUGAUCUUCCCAACGAAGAACAUCACGCAACUCGAAUGGAUCUUGGCGAGCACGGCUGUCGAUCGCAUCGCAUUCGUGCUCUUCUGCUUUAUCUUCACAAUAAUGGAAAUAAUGUACAUAAAUCAAGUCGGUUAAGUGAAAUUGUUUUCUGAAAUCAUUCGAACGCAUAUCGCGCGCGCGCUUAAUCUACGAAUCGAAUCGUGAAUCGUUAUUCAACGUUGAUUUAUUCUCGUAAAUAAGUAUAUGUAGGUCUUAUAAUAUAUACAAAUAUAUCAUACAAAGCCACGCACACACGUAUGCAUAUACAUAUACAUACAUAUAUACCUGCAUGCGUGGAUGAAAAUAUUUUUUAGCUUUCCAUUGAGAAUAUAUUGAUGUUGCGUAUAUUUGCGACGAUUUCUUUAUCUGUAAACAACGACUGUAAAAUACGCUAGGGCUCAAUGAAUCACGUUUUCCUAUUCUCUAUCGUAUAAAAAGACAGUAUCAAAAGCA
Messenger RNA from Ooceraea biroi (clonal raider ant), 1755 nucleotides. RefSeq names its product acetylcholine receptor subunit alpha-type acr-16. NCBI's taxonomy places the organism in Eukaryota, Metazoa, Arthropoda, Insecta, Hymenoptera, Formicidae. Gene Ontology annotation, biological process: monoatomic ion transmembrane transport. Gene Ontology annotation, molecular function: transmembrane signaling receptor activity; extracellular ligand-gated monoatomic ion channel activity. Gene Ontology annotation, cellular component: membrane. The record is from RefSeq and is a predicted model, not a curated record.